CUUUCCAAUUUUCAUUAACCAACUUAUCUAUCCCUCUCUCUGUCUCUCUCUUCUUGUAGUUGAGCUUUCAAAUCGAAAAUUUGUAGAUCUAAAUCCUUGGUUUCGUAUAUAUGAAAUGAAUUGGGGUUUUAAUCUCGCCCAUUCUCCGAGGGCGUUGAGGUUUUGAGUGCACUGAGAUCAGUAAUAGAAGAGGUCUGCGAAGUGGAAGAGGAAGAAAGAGGGCGAUCAGCUGGCAUUGAGAGAUCAGUAAUCAGUAAUGGAAGGUCUGCAAGGUGGAGGAGGAGGUGGAUCAGAGAGAGAAAAGCCAAACACAUCAUCGACCUCUGCCCCUGUAUCCGCUGUUGCUACUUUCUGGAAAGAUUUUGAUUUAGAGAAAGAAAGGACCAUCUUGGAUGAACAGGGGCUUAGAAUUGCAGAGAACCAGGAAAACAGUCAGAAGAACCGUAGGAAGCUUGCCGAGAGCACUAGAGACUUCAAGAAGGCUUCAAAUGAAGAGAAGUUGGCAUUGUUCAAUUCAUUACUUAAGGGUUAUCAAGAGGAGGUUGAUAAACUUACCAAGAGAGCUAAAUUUGGGGAAAAUGCUUUUCUUAGCAUUUACCAGAAACUUUAUGAAGCACCAGACCCUUACCCAGUUCUUAAUUCAGUUGCAGAGAAGGAUGCCAAAUUGUUUGAACUGGAGUCUGAAAACAGAAAGAUGAAGGUUGAACUUGAGGAAUUCCGCACUGAAUCAACUCACCUGAAAAACCAACAAGCAACAAUAAGAAGACUAGAAGAGCGCACCCGUCAGUUAGAACAACAGAUGGAGGAAAAAGUGAAAGAAAUUGUUGAGAUUAAGCAACGCAAUUUGGCCGAAGAGAAUCAGAAAACUAUGGAAGUUCUAAAAGAAAGGGAACGGAUGUUACAAGAUCAAUUGCGCCAAGCUCAAGAAAGUGUUUCCACUAUGCGGAAACUUCAUGAAUUUGCUCAGAGCCAGUUAUUUGAGCUUCGUGCCCAAUCAGAUGAAGAUGGGGCUACAAAACAAUCAGAAGUUAAUCUUUUGAUGAAUGAAGUUGAAGAAGCUCAGACUCGUCUUUUAAGUCUUGAGAGAGAAAAGGGGCUUCUGCGGUCACAGCUACAAUCAGCUAAUGAAGAGAGCGAACAUAAGAGAAGUGAUAGUUCAGAUGCAAACACCGUUCUUGAGAAUUCUCUUAGUGCAAAGGAAAGGAUAAUCUCUGAGCUGAAUACGGAACUACACACUAUUGAGACAACACUAUCAAAUGAACGAGAACAAAAUUUAAAUGAGCUGAAGAAGUUGAAGGCUUUGCUCAAUGAAAAGGAACUUGAACUUGAGGAAUUGAAAAAGGAGAUUCAAACACGACCAACUGAAAAACUAGUUGAGGAUUUGCGGAAGAAAGUAAAAAUUUUGCAGGCUGUUGGCUAUAAUUCAAUUGAAGCCGAGGAUUGGGAAACAGCUACUAGCGGGGAAGAAAUGAGCAAAUUGGAGUCAUUACUCCUAGACAAGAAUCGGAAAAUGGAGCACGAAGUGACUCAGUAUAAGGUCAAAAUUGCCGAAAAGUCCUCUUUACUGGAAGCAGCUGAAAUUAAGAUUAAAGACUUAACAACACAGAUUGAUGAACAACAAAGGCUUAUCCAAAAACUUGAAGAUGAUAUUCUAAAGGGUUACAGUUCCAAUGAUAAAAAAGGCAGCUUCUUCAAUGACUGGGACCUGUCGGAAUCUGGAGGGACAAAUCAAGUCGAGAAUGCAGAACAAAGGCGUGCUCCUGCUGAUUUAGACCAAAGCUCUAUGCUUAAGGUGAUAUGCAACCAGCGUGAUCGAUUUCGGGCACGUUUGCGGGAGACUGAAGAGGAAAUAAGAAUACUGAAUGAGAAGAUAGGAAGCCUUACCAUCGAGCUCGAAAAAACAAAGGCAGAUAAUGUCAAACUCUAUGGGAAAAUACGCUAUGUUCAGGAUUAUAAUUCUGAGAAAGUUGUGUCUAGAGGAUCAAAGAAGUAUGCUGAAGAUCUGGAGGGUGGUUUUAGUUCUGAUGUUGAAUCAAAGUAUAAGAAAAUAUACGAGGACGAUAUUAAUCCCUUUGCAGCGUUUUCAAAAAAGGAAAGAGAUCAGAGGUACAAGGAACUAGGCUUGAGGGACAAAAUUACCCUUAGCAGUGGACGGUUUCUUCUUGGAAACAAGUAUGCGAGAACCUUUGCGUUUUUCUAUACAAUAGGAUUGCACAUAUUGGUAUUUACCUGCCUCUACAGGAUGUCUGCCUUGAGCUACCUCAGCCACGGACCCGAAGAAACCUUUACUGCAGAAAAUGUCGUCAAUCUUCCACAUCCUCAAUGACCUUGAACAUUUUUCGGUUUAUGUUUAAGUUUAAUCCUCCUCCUUUGAUAUCAUGAAAAUCCUUUUGUAUACGUAGGUAGAGAGUGGUGCCUGGAAAUAGGUUGAGUUGAAUGUGUCAAGUCAUGUAUAAUGUCUUUUAUAAAUAUUGGAGUAAAAGAUUGAGAAAUCUGCAUGCCUAGAGAGAGCAUUAUUGUCAUUA
Molecule: messenger RNA, 2525 nt
Organism: Salvia hispanica
Lineage: Eukaryota; Viridiplantae; Streptophyta; Magnoliopsida; Lamiales; Lamiaceae
Product: protein CASP-like
Biological process (GO): intra-Golgi vesicle-mediated transport
Cellular component (GO): Golgi membrane
Source: RefSeq, a predicted model, not a curated record